GAAAGGGCUGUUCGGUAUACUUGGAGCACUGCUGCCCUCUUCUGGCCGUUUGGGGGAUUGCAGCAGCGGCAAGGCGUCACAUUUAUUGUAAUAUUUAAUGAACACGUCCUAAUAUAUUCACCUUAACGAAAAAUAUAGCCAAAUGUAAUGAAUGUAUAUUUUUUGAAAAUACAGUGGUUAUUUAAUUGUUGACCUGGUCGUUGCCACGGUAACACUGUUGUAGUAAUAGCACAAGGCAACACAAUGUCAAGCAGCUAAAAGCAACAAUGGGGAACACAUGCACUUCUUGGGACACGACCUCGCCACACGACAAGAUUAAAGAUGCUAAAAUUAUCUUUGUGGUUGGUGGUCCCGGUUCCGGUAAGGGCACCCAGUGUGAGAGGGUGGUGGCCAAGUACGGCUACACCCACCUGUCGUCGGGGGAUCUGCUCCGCGCCGAGGUCAACUCAGGCUCGGAGAGGGGCAAGCAUCUUCAGGCCAUCAUGCAGAAGGGAGAGCUGGUGCCGCUGGACACCGUCUUGGACAUGAUUAAGGACGCCAUGAUCGCCAAAGCAAGUGUCUCCAAAGGCUUUCUCAUCGAUGGCUACCCCCGUGAGGUGAAGCAGGGUGAGGAGUUCGAGAAGAAGAUCGGCAAACCCUGCCUGCUGCUGUACGUGGACGCCAGAGCCGAGACCAUGGUCAAGAGGCUUCUGAAACGUGGCGAGACCAGCGGCCGCUCAGACGACAACGAGGAGACCAUCAAGAAACGUCUGGAUCUCUACUACAAAGCCACCGAACCCGUCAUCGCCUUCUACGAGAAGCGCGGCAUCGUCAGGAAGGUCGACUCUGAGCUUCCCGUGGAGGAGGUCUUCAACCAGGUCUCCAAGGCUAUUGAUGCCUUGUAACAACACCACACUGAGAACAGCUGGGUUAAGUAGAGUUGUCCGCAGACAACGUGAACAACUACAACGCCGCUCCAACAAAACCAAACAGCCAUAAACGAUGCCGGAAUUCCAAAUGAAAAAAAUUAAGACAAACGUUUUAGAAUUCUCGCAAAUUUAACUAAAUGAUGCUUGCUGACUUCAUUUUAUUAUACUUUGGGCGUCAUUUUUGCCCAGUCCUCAAGACAUUUAAAAAAUGUCAAAAUUGAUGAUCUAAUCUCAACUACACUAAUAAAAUGUCAACAAGCACAUUUCUAAAACUGCUUGUUUUUGGAAGUUGUUUUGACUGGGAAAUUGAGGAAAAUGCUCCCCAUUUUAACAAAAGUAAACCUGAAUGAAAAGACGGCAAACACUUCAGGGUUCAUGAAGUAGUUUUUACCUCAUCUUUUUGUCUAAAAAUGGUUGCAGUUUUAACAAAAGUAAACAACCUACAUGAAAAGUCAGCACAAACUAUUGGAAGUUGUUUUUUGCGUUGUGUCUAAGAAAUGGAAGUGACAAAACACGAGGAACAUAGACACAUUCUCAUUAUUUUAGCAAAAGUAAACAACUGAAAUGCAAGAUUUGAGUACCGUAUUUUCCGGAGUAUAAAUCGCACCGGCCGAAAAUGCAUAAUAAAGAAGGAAAAAAACAUAUAUAAGUCACACUGGAGUAUAGGUCACACUUUUGGGGGAAAUUCAUUUGAUAAAACUCAACACCAAGAAUAGACAUUUGAAAGGCAAUUUAAAAUAAAUAAAGAAUAGUGAACAACAGGCUGAGUAAGUGUACGUUAUAUGAGGCAUAAAUAACCAACUGAGAACGUGCCUAGUAUGUUAACGUAACAUAUUAUGGUAAGAGUCAUUCAAAUAACUAUAACAUAUAGAACAUGCUAUACGUUUACCAAACAAUCUGUCACUCCUAAUCGCUAAAUCCCAUGAAAUCUUAUACGUCUAGUCUCUUACGUGAAUGAGCUAAAUAAUAUUAUUUAAUAUUUUACGGUAAUGUGUUAAUAAUUUCACACAUAAGUCGCUCCUGAGUAUAAGUCGCACCCCCGGCCAAACUAUGAAAAAAAACUGCGUUUUAUAGUCCGAAAAAUACGGUAAUCCAGUUUCCAGCUUCCUUUACGUGUCAUAAGGGUCAUUAACACAACAUAACGUGCCUCUAAUCCAGCAGUAAAAAAUAAGGUCAUAGUGUAAUCUGACAUUGCAGCAUCACAAAAUCUGUUUGUCGAUAUAUAUAUAAAUGUUAACCAUUUUGUGCCAACUACAUGAACAUUGUACUUAUUUAUUUUCCUUCGGCAAGGACUGCUCCAGCACACCGCCGUCAACGUUGUCCAAAAGCACAGAUUCAUUUAUGUAAAUAAAGGUGCAAAAAAGACUGCAUUCUAAUAAAGAGAACCUAUCUAUG
This is a messenger RNA of Nerophis lumbriciformis (worm pipefish), 2303 nucleotides long. It is a transcript of the gene ak1, whose product is annotated as adenylate kinase 1. Gene Ontology annotation, cellular component: cytoplasm. Lineage: Eukaryota; Metazoa; Chordata; Actinopteri; Syngnathiformes; Syngnathidae. Gene Ontology annotation, biological process: ATP metabolic process; nucleoside triphosphate biosynthetic process. The record is from RefSeq and is a predicted model, not a curated record. Gene Ontology annotation, molecular function: AMP kinase activity; ATP binding; nucleoside diphosphate kinase activity.